This is a messenger RNA of Punica granatum (pomegranate), 1482 nucleotides long. NCBI's taxonomy places the organism in Eukaryota, Viridiplantae, Streptophyta, Magnoliopsida, Myrtales, Lythraceae. The record is from RefSeq and is a predicted model, not a curated record.
GGUGAAGAUUCCCAUUGUUCAUUAGACGACUAUUCAAAUCCAAAGACUUUACUGCCGAUCAGCUUGACGCAUCUUUGGCUAUAAUAAGGAGGUUUCCUCAGCUUCACCCCCUCGAUAAAAAUUAAUGAAGGGGAAAAUGGCCUUUCCAGCUUCUGCUUCCUUCACUUCUCUUGUUUUGGUGUCUUACCUUCUGUUGUUGGCUCCUUGGUUCGAGUUUUCGAGGGCCGAAUAUGGUGAUAGUGAAGGUUCAAGCCCAGUCAGAGCUUCAGUUCCUCUAUCAAAAGGGCUCUCAUGGUCUUUCUACGACUCCAGCUGCCCGAAGGUCGAAUCCAUCAUCAGGAAGUACCUUAAGAAGAUCUUCAAGCAGGACAUCGGCCAGGCUGCUGGGUUGCUCCGUCUCCACUUCCACGACUGCUUUGUUCAGGGCUGUGAUGGUUCCGUGCUGCUUGAUGGAUCGGCGAGUGGCCCGGGCGAGCAGGAGGCCCCGCCCAACCUGAGCCUUCGGGCUAGGGCUUUUGAGAUCAUCGACGAACUUCGGGAGCAAGUCCACCAGAAAUGUGGCCGAGUAGUCUCUUGUGCAGAUAUUGCGGCCCUUGCUGCCCGCGACUCUGUUUUCUUGUCGGGUGGGCCUAACUACGAUGUCCCGCUGGGUCGACGAGACGGGCUGAACUUUGCCACGAGAAAUGCAACAAUAGAAAACCUGCCUUCACCCAGGACCAACGCGAGCACCAUCCUAAGCUCCUUGGCCACGAAGGGCCUCGACGCGACCGACACUGUGGCCCUGUCAGGUGGGCACACGAUCGGGCUGGGCCACUGCACUUCCUUCGAAGAGCGCCUCUACCCUGCCCAGGACCCCGUCAUGGACAAGACGUUCGCGAAAAACCUGAAGCUGACCUGUCCCGCUUUGAACAUAACGAACACCACGGUCCUGGACAUCCGAUCACCCGACGCAUUCGACAACAAGUACUACGUGGACCUCAUGAACCGGCAGGGCCUCUUCAACUCUGACCAGGACCUGUACACUGAUGCCACGACCAAGGACAUCGUCACCGACUUCGCGGUGAACCAAAGUCUAUUCUUUGAGAAGUUUGUGGUGGCAAUGACCAAGAUGGGGCAACUCAGCGUGCUGACUGGGACAGGGGGGGAGGUCCGGGCGAACUGCUCAGUCAGGAAUUCGGACAACACCGUGCUAAAGUCCGUCGUGGAAGAGGACAUCGAGAGCGCGGCAGAACUGAAAUGAUAGCGAAGCUCGAUCUGGUUUCUUGUUUCCCGGUAAAGUUUGGUCUUGCGUUACUUUUCUAGCUUGUUUUGGACUUGGAUCUGUGUUUAAUGAAUGGUAUGUAUCCGGGUAAUAUCCCAAGACGAUCAUUCGCGGAGGAGUAAAAAGUUAUAUGUCUCGUGUGAAGUGCACAAUACGAUGAAGAAAAAUUACCUGAACUUAGUACUCUUGAUUGUGCAGGAUUAGUAUGUUUAUUACCUGAA